AUGCGUCUGCUACAGUCAAAUAGCGAUGGCAGCCUCACCCCGACCGAGUUCUUUGAAGACGACAUACCCGAGUAUGCGAUACUUUCACACAGAUGGGGACCGGAGGAGGUCACUUUCAGAGAUCUGAUAGACGGCACGAGUAAAGCCAAAGCUGGCUACAAUAAGAUACAGUUCUGCGGAGAACAGGCGAGGCGUGAUGGAUUGGAAUACUUCUGGGUGGACACAUGCUGCAUCGACAAAUCGAGCAGCGCUGAGCUCUCAGAAGCUAUCAACUCGAUGUUUCGCUGGUACCAGAAAGCAGCCAGAUGCUACGUCUACUUAUCCGAUGUUUCGAUACGAAAGGGAAAAGCAAGUGAUACGUCUGCCGAGUGUACUUGGGAAUCUGCUUUCCGAGCAAGCAAAUGGUUUACACGAGGCUGGACUUUACAAGAGCUCCUUGCUCCAAGAUCAGUUGAAUUCUUCUCUCGGGAAGGCAACCGACUAGGUGAUAAGGCAACUCUAGAGCAGCAGAUUAACGAGAUUACAGGAAUCCCCAUCACAGCGCUUCGAGAACAACAUCUGUCCCAAUUCGGCAUCGAUGAACGAUUCUUAUGGGCCAAAAGCCGGCAGACUACACGCGGAGAAGACAAGACAUACUCGCUACUUGGCAUUUUCGAUGUCCAUAUGCCCCUCAUUUAUGGCGAAGGAGAAGCCAAGGCGUUUCAGCGGCUCCGAGAGACAAUCGACAAACCUUCAUACACGCUAGUUAGCAGUUCAAGCUCUAAGAAAGACCUACUUCGUCAACUACCGAAUGCCGAUAAGGCACCAUAUAACGCCUACGACCGCCAAGACGAACCUGCCUGCCUCCCUAACACGCGCGUCGACCUUCUACAAGAGAUAUAUGACUGGAUUGAUGGAAAAGAUGGACAAGAUGAGCGAUGCAUCUUCUGGCUGAGCGGCCUAGCUGGGACAGGAAAGUCAACAAUUUCCCGCACUGUCGCCCGCAGAUGCAGUGAGCAGAAGCGUCUUGGAGCCAGCUUCUUCUUCUCAAAAGGUGAUGGAGAUGUGAGCCACGCUGGCAAGUUCUUUACGAGUCUUGCCCAGCAGCUCGCAAAGUCUAUACCGUCUCUUCAAAGGCAGAUCUGUGACGCUAUUGUGAAGCAGAGUGAUGUUGCAAAUCUGUCUUUGUUGGACCAGUGGCGCCAGUUUGUUCUUGGUCCCCUAUCGAGGCUAGAGGAACGUCAACAGUCAUACGUUCUUGUUAUUGAUGCGCUUGACGAGUGUAAGGAUGAUAACGACGUCCGAACUAUUCUAAAGUUCUUGGCUGAGGCUCGAUCACUAGAGACGGUACGAUUACGAGUCUUUCUUACUAGCAGGCCUGAAAUUCCCAUCCGACACGGAAUACGCGAUAUCCCACAAGCCGAACACCAGGACUUCGUGCUCCAUGACAUACAGCCAUCCAUUAUAGAUCAUGAUAUCUCUCUAUUCUUAGAAGACAAUUUGGGGAGAAUUAGGCAAGAAUGGACUCUUGAAUCUAAUUGGCCUGGCGAAGAAGCUCUACGACAGCUGGUUUUAUAUGCUUGUGGCCUCUUUAUUUGGGCUUCAACGACAUGUCGUUUUAUCCGUGAGGGGAAACGGUUUGCACGCCAGAGACUAGACGUAAUUCUCCAGGGCAGCAGCAGCGCGGUCACCGUGCCCGAGAAACAUCUCAACGAUAUCUACCUUUUUGUCCUCAAGCAUUCGAUAUCCUCGGACUAUUCGGACGAAGAGAAAAAAGAGGCAUGCGAUAUGCUAAAGCAUAUACUUGGAAGUACUAUAGUGCUACUCUCACCUCUUUCGACCUCUGCGUUAAAAAGGCUAUUACAAGUCUCUAAAGAGGAUGUCGACUCCACAUUUAAUGACCUUCAUUCAAUCUUAGAUAUUCCAAACGACCCGGUUCGCCAACUUCGCUUACACCACCCUUCAUUUCGAGAUUUCCUCCUUAGUAAAGAUCGAUGUGGAGACUUCUGGGUAGAUGAGAAGGAAGCACACCAGCGAUUAGCUACAAACUGUAUACAGCUAAUGUCCCAGGCACUGAAGAAAGACAUUUGCGAUAUACAUGCUCCUGGUACUCGAACUAGCCAAGUUGAGAGCAGUCAUCUGCAGGAAUGUACUCCGCCUGAAGUUCAAUAUGCAUGCCUCUACUGGGUCCAACAUCUGCAACGAAGUGGCUCUCAGGCUUCUGAUGGCGAGGAAGUCCACCAGUUCCUACAGGCUCAUCUACUGCACUAG
Mollisia scopiformis is the source of this 2250-nucleotide messenger RNA. Its product is annotated as HET-domain-containing protein. The record is from RefSeq and is a predicted model, not a curated record. The transcript has 2 exons. NCBI's taxonomy places the organism in Eukaryota, Fungi, Ascomycota, Leotiomycetes, Helotiales, Mollisiaceae. The coding region runs from base 1 to 2250 and encodes 749 amino acids.